Molecule: messenger RNA, 1376 nt
Organism: Tinamus guttatus (white-throated tinamou)
Lineage: Eukaryota; Metazoa; Chordata; Aves; Tinamiformes; Tinamidae
Gene: VKORC1L1
Product: vitamin K epoxide reductase complex subunit 1L1
Biological process (GO): vitamin K metabolic process; peptidyl-glutamic acid carboxylation
Molecular function (GO): vitamin-K-epoxide reductase (warfarin-sensitive) activity
Source: RefSeq, a predicted model, not a curated record
AUGGAGUGCAGCGGGAAAGAGGAAAUCCAGCUCCGCUGGAGCCACCAGGCCUGUGCAAACACAAAAUUGUCGGUGCCGCGCUGGGAGCGGGUGGCCCGCUUCGCCGUGUGCGUGUUCGGCAUCAUCCUCUCCCUCUACGCCUGCUACGUGGAGCGCGAGAAGGGCCGCGACAACCAUUACCAGGCGCUGUGUGACAUCACCGAGCGGGUGCGCUGCUCCGUCGCCAUCUCCUCCAGAUGGGGUCGAGGAUUUGGUGUGUUGGGUUCCAUCUUUGGAAAAGACAGUUUAAUAAAUCAGCCAAACAGUGUUUAUGGACUCGUGUUUUAUAUACUACAAAUGUUGCUUGGUAUGACAGCAAGUGCAGUAGCAGCUCUGAUCCUCAUGACAUCCUCCAUAGUGUCUGUAGUAGGGUCUUUAUACUUGGCAUAUAUUCUGUACUUCGUGCUGAAGGAAUUUUGCAUUGUCUGCAUCAUCACAUAUUUCCUGAACUUCAUUCUCUUUAUCAUCAACUACAAACGACUAGUUUAUUUGAACGAGGCCUGGAAACGGCAACUCCAGCCCAAACAGGAAUAAUGCCUGUUUGAACUUUUUGACUGACAGUCUGAAGACCCAACUUCCAUUAAGUUUAUUUUGCAGUAAUUUUUUUAUUCUUCAUAUCAGACACUUUCCCUGAGAAUCAUAACUGAAUUUUUAAUUAUAAAUUGGAAGGGGCCCUAGAUAAUUUUUUUGUGCUAACAUUGAAUUUAAAUGUGGUUAUGAAAGGAAGCUCUAAUACAAUCAAAGACAAGCUUUAACUUUACUUUAAAGGAGUUUUAGCCACAGCAAAACUAGACUCUCCCUCCGCCCCCUCCACCUGUGCAGUGGGUAACACUUGCUACAAAAUAUCCUGUAUAUAAAUUCAAUUUCAGGUAUAACAAGAUGUGAUCAUGACAUUAAAUAUUCUAGGAUAGGAUUACCAUAUUUAAUGUUGCCAUGUUUACAGUAUGUGUAUUACAUUUUUUUAAGCUGAUGGACUUAGAUUUGACUUGGACUUACACUGUAAAUAAAACUAGAAAUACUGGUUUCAUCCCUGGAGAACUCACUGUACAAUCAGUUUUGUUAGCCUGGGAGACUUCAGAGUGUUCAGCUAAGAGGUGACUGAGACGAUGGAAGGAGUGACUUCUAUAGAGAAAACGUUGCUGCACUCACUGCUAGUGCUUUCAUAAAAAAAAAAAAAAAAAGAAAAGAUGAUUGGGUUUUGUUCCUUAUUUCUUUUUUCUUUCCACUAAUGAAAAGGGGAAAGCUGAAACCUGAAGUAUGCCCAUUAAACCACAAUUUCAUUAACUUCUGUCCAGAAUGAAAAUAACUAAAUGUGGUCAAUAGUAAGCUACCAUCAG